Molecule: messenger RNA, 1599 nt
Organism: Eruca vesicaria subsp. sativa (arugula)
Lineage: Eukaryota; Viridiplantae; Streptophyta; Magnoliopsida; Brassicales; Brassicaceae
Source: the annotation of a GenBank genome assembly
AUGGGAGAGAAGAUACACGUGGCUCAAGCCACAGAAGAUCAUCAUCAUAAGCGACAACAGAACCUAGCAACGAGUUUAAGCUCUAAACUAGCAAAGACAUGGAUUACCACCAAAAUCUACAUCUUCCUCCUCUUCAUCUUCCUCCUUUGUGCUUCUCUCUCUUGGAUAUUUACGUUUGUAUUAGGGGAGAGUAGAUUCCAAGUAACAUCAGUAUUCACAAGAACCACAAACAAAAGUGUUACCACAACACCAAAUAUCCCUAAGAGCAUCAUAAAGAUCUCACUAAACUGCACACUCCUCAACAACAAGACUAUACAAACAUGUCCUUCAAAUUAUCCAACCAAGUUCGAACCAGCCAUCACUUCCUCAGAAGCUUGUCCUGACUACUUCAGGUGGAUCCACCGAGACUUAGAGGUAUGGCAAAAGACAGGAAUCACAAGGGAAACACUAGAGAAAGCAAAACCAAAUGCUCAUUUCAGGGUGGUAAUAAAGUCAGGGAAAUUAUAUGUUCACAAAUACAAGAAACCAUUUCAGACAAGAGAUGUGUUCACAAUUUGGGGAAUACUUCAACUACUAAGAAAGUAUCCUGGUCAAAUCCCUGAUCUUGAGCUUCUCUUCCUCUGCAAUGAUAGUCUCGUAAUUUGGAAAAGAGACUUCAAAAAGGACACGGGGCCUCCUCCACCGUUGUUUCACUAUUGCGGUCACCCUGAUGCAUACGACAUCGUUUUCCCUGAUUGGAGCUUCUGGGGUUGGCCGGAGCUGAAUAUAAAAGAGUGGAAUAAGUUAUCUGUGGCACUUCAAGAAGGGAACAAAAAGGUCGAAUGGAAAGAUAGAAUCCCGUACGCUUAUUGGAAAGGAAACCCUAAUGUUUCUCCAAUAAGAGGAGAGCUCAUGAGAUGUAACGUCUCUGACAAGUAUGAUCCUAUGGUUCGUCUCUAUAUUCAGGAUUGGAGAAGUGAGGUUAAUAAUGGGUUUAGAGGAUCAAAACUAGAAGAUCAAUGUACUCAUAGCAGAUAUAAGAUCUACAUAGAAGGGAAGACAUGGUCGGUGAGCGAGAAAUAUAUACUUUCAUGUGAUAGUAUGACUCUGUUGGUUGAACCAGAGUACCACGAUUUUUUCAUAAGAAGUAUGGUCCCAAUGAAGCAUUACUGGCCUAUUAGACCAAACAACAAAUGUGGGGACCUCAAAUUCGCUGUUGAAUGGGGUAACAACAACACUGAAAAGGCACAAACCAUAGGGAAACAAGGAAGUGAAUACAUGAUGAAGAAUCUAGAGAUGAAGUAUGUAUAUGAUUACAUGUUAUACGUGUUGCAAGGCUAUGGGAAACUGAUGAAGUUGGAUGUGACUGUACCUGAAAAUGCGACCGAAGUAUGUUCAGAGACGAUAGCUUGUCCGAUCACUGAUGGUGGACAAAUCAGGCAGUGCAUGGAUGACUCGUUGGUUAUGUCACCGAGCAUCAAGCCCGCUUGUAAUUUGCCAAAGCCUUAUGGAGAUAAUGAGCUCAAAAGGAUUCUUAAGAAACAAGAAAGUGUAAAGAGAAAGGUUGGGAAGUGGACCGAUGAGUAUUGGGAGGUCCAAAAUAAGAUUCUUCAACAGUGA